Molecule: messenger RNA, 838 nt
Organism: Bombyx mori (domestic silkworm)
Lineage: Eukaryota; Metazoa; Arthropoda; Insecta; Lepidoptera; Bombycidae
Product: late histone H2B.L4
Exons: 2
Coding region: 270-680 (136 amino acids)
Cellular component (GO): nucleosome
Molecular function (GO): structural constituent of chromatin; DNA binding; protein heterodimerization activity
Source: RefSeq, a predicted model, not a curated record
CACGCCGCCAGAAUUUAUAUUGACUGUUAGUGUUUUCAUUUAUUUAUUAUGAAGGUAGAUUUUGUUUAGUGACUUGUCGUAUUUACGAGUACUAGUGAUCCCGCAGUAGUCGAAAUUCGACUAUAAUUAAUUGAAAUUAUCGUGAUUGGUGCUAAAAAAAACUCCACGAUAAUAGCACACGUCGUAAAAUGAACACAAGAUAAAAUUAUAAAAAGGUGACAUUUUAAAACGUCACGCAAGUGAAAAAAAAAAAAAACAACAACAACAAAAUGGCGCCAACGAAAGUACCCAAGAAACCUUUGAAGUCUAUGGAGAAGGUCGUGGACAAGCCGAUAUCGAAAACGAAAAAAAUCAAAAAAAAAAAGAACUAUCAAAGCUUCUCGAUCUAUCUUUACAAAUUACUGAGGGCCGUCACGCAAGACAACCUGGGCAUCUCGAGGAAGUCGAUGUUGAUCAUGAAUAACUUCGUUAACGAUAUGCUGGAGAAGAUCGCCGUGGAAGCCGGAAGGCUGGUCGCCCACGGCAAGAAGAAUACUCUGGGCAGCAGAGAAAUCCAAUCUGCCGUCAAGUUACUAGUACCGGGAGAGCUGGCCACACACGCCAACUCCGAGGGCAUGAAGGCCAUAAGCAUGUACCAUUUGAGCAAAAAGAAAGACUCCAAAAGCAACGACUCGGAAUGAUUGAUGACAAUUAAAAUUUAUAUUUAAAAAAAAAGCAAAGGAAAUCAGUUUAAUUUUUAUUUUUAUUAAUUGAGAUAUUUCGGAACAUGGUCCUUUUCGGGACCGAAACAUUUUCAAUAAUAAAUAAAUAAUAGUUUAAAAAAGAAACUAAAAAAAAA